Molecule: messenger RNA, 6563 nt
Organism: Rhinichthys klamathensis goyatoka
Lineage: Eukaryota; Metazoa; Chordata; Actinopteri; Cypriniformes; Leuciscidae
Gene: itga1
Product: integrin, alpha 1
Exons: 50
Coding region: 219-6548 (2109 amino acids)
Biological process (GO): cell-cell adhesion; integrin-mediated signaling pathway; cell-matrix adhesion
Cellular component (GO): integrin complex; external side of plasma membrane
Molecular function (GO): integrin binding
Source: RefSeq, a predicted model, not a curated record
GCAUUGUAAACUCAAACAAGAAGUUAAGACAUAAGGUGUGACAUCUGUAGACUUGCACUGGGACAUUAACUUUGCAGCAGAGGAAAUGCCCUCUAGCUCAGCCUGAGAGUAACUGAAUCGAGACUUUGCCUCCAGAGAGUCGGUCUGCUGCUCAGUUGAGUGUUUGCGCUUCCAAGGGAAGGAGCCUCGUAUCCAGGCUCUGACAGGGAACCGGGAAGAUGCUUUCUGGAGUCUAUCAUUUCACACUUGCGGCGCUUCUGGUUCUCCUGCCGUGGUUGUCAUGUUUCAACGUGGACGAGAAGAACAAGAUGUCAUUCAGUGGACCAGUGGAGGACUUGUUCGGAUACACCAUCCAACAAUUCGAGAACAGUGAGGGAAAGUGGGUUCUGAUUGGUUCUCCUCUUAACGGACAGCCGGCUAACCGGUCCGGAGACGUCUACAGGUGCCCCGUGGGACAAAACAAAAGCACUGGAUGUGAAAAAUUCAGUUUGUCAGAAAACACAACUAUUCCGAACAUAAAUGAAGUCAAGGAAAACAUGACUAUGGGGACGACGCUGGUGGUUAACCCGGACGGCAGUGGGUUUCUGGCCUGUGGUCCUCAGUAUGGGUACAUGUGUGGAAAGCAGCAGUACAUCACUGGGAUCUGCGCGAACGUCAGCUCCUCCUUCAAAGUCCUCAACUCCAUCGCUCCAACUGUGCAAGAGUGCAAGCAGGACAUGGACAUUGUCAUAGUGUUGGACGGUUCCAACAGCAUCUACCCCUGGCUUCCCAUCACUGACUUCCUGAAAAAGUUCCUCCAGAACAUUGAAAUCGGACCAGCCCGGGUGGGCAUCGUGUCGUACGGGGAUGAUGUCGGCCAUGUCUUCAAUCUCAGCCAGUUCAGUAACACAGAAGACCUUGUUACUGAAGCUGGCAGGAUACCUCAAAGAACCGGCCACAAAACCAUGACAGCUCUCGGCAUUGAUAUAGCAAGGAAAGAGGCCUUUACAGUGGAGCGAGGAGCAAGACCAGGGGUCAAAAAAGUCAUGGUGAUCGUCACAGAUGGGGAGUCGCAUGACCACUACGACUUGAAACGUGUCAUAAAGGACUGUGAGAACGAUGGUAUUGAGAGGUUUGCCAUUGCUGUCCUUGGCGACUAUAAUCGGCAGAAUAAAACCACUGAAGAGUUGCAGAAGUUUAUUGAUGAAAUUGAAUCCCUUGCUAGCGAUCUCAAAAGCGAUCAUUUCUUCAAUGUGUCAGAUGAACUUGCUUUAGUGACCAUCGUCGAUGCCUUGGGAAGCAAGAUCUUUGCCUUGGAGGCCACAUCGGGGAAGCACACCUCCUCCUUUGAGAUGGAAAUGUCUCAGUCCGGAUUCAGCGCUCACACGUCUAAAGCAGGUGUUAUGCUGGGAGCCGUGGGUGCUUUCGACUGGAAUGGGACUGUAGUGAUGCAAACUGGGAACGAGUUUGUCGUUCCAAAAAAAAACACCUUCCACGACCCUGAGGUGCAGAGGUACGAAGGCAUGGCGGGAUACGUAGGUUAUGAUGUGCAGUCAGCGUACACACCCAAUGGAGUGCUGUACAUCACAGGAGCACCACGGUUUAACCACAGCGGGCGUGUCAUGGUGUACCGCUUCGACGGAGAAAAUUUCACCAUAAUACAGACGUUGAAAGGAGAGCAGAUCGGCUCGUAUUUCGGCAGCGUCCUCCAGACACAUGACAUUGACCGUGACAAUUACACUGACAUCCUUCUGGUCGGAUCUCCCAUGUAUAUGGGUCCAGAGAGAGACGAACAAGGUCAAGUCUACGUCUACAAACUCAAUGAGGAUGGGCUGUUUGAGCAUGAGAUGACGCUGAAGCCGGUCAAUCAGACCUGUUGUACUGCUAACUCUCAGAGCAACUGUAAAAGCUUCAGUAAGAACGAGCCCUGCGGCUCACGCUUCGGCACUGCAAUCGCUGCCGUUCCUGACCUCAACCUGGACGGCUUUAAUGACAUAGUGAUCGGAUCGCCUUUGGAGAACGACCACAGAGGGGCGGUGUAUAUUUACCACGGUUCUCAGAAAUCAAUAAAGGAGAAGUAUGUUCAGCGAAUUGCUGCUGGAGGAGAUGGAGAGAGCAUGAAGUUCUUUGGCCAAUCAAUUCACGGCAUCAUGGAUUUGAAUGGUGAUGGCAUCAUUGACGUCACUAUCGGAGGAAUAGGAGGGGCCGCACUUUAUUGGUCUCGGGAUGUUGCAGAGCUUCGUGCCGAUAUGACCUUCGACCCAAGCAAGAUCAAUCUGCAGCAGACCUGUCAGGUCCACGGGAGGACCACAGUAUGUGUGAAGACCAAAGUGUGUUUCAAAUAUCGAAUGAAGUCUGACAAAGACACAAUCACAGGAACUCUCAUCAGGUAUAAUUUAACGGUGGACUCGCUGAGAGCGAUUGCCAGAGGACGGUUUAACGAAACAGAGGACAGGAGAUUGCAGAAGAUCGAGUUGAUCGUCAACGAGCUUUGCAGAGAGCACAUCUUCUACACGUCGGAUAAACUGGAUUUCAGAGACCCCAUUAUGGUCACGCUGGAAUUCGGUUUAGUGGAUGAAGACAAGGGUCCAGUCCUAGACGGGGAAUUACCGACGUCACUCAACAAGACUAUCGCAUUAGUAGACUGCGGGAAUGAUGACAAGUGUGUUGCUAAUCUACACCUUAAAGCCACUGCAAACAUCUCAAGUCUUCUCAUAAAAAGCAACCAAGAGAAGUUUUAUGUCAACAUCAACGUCCGCAACAGUGGAGACAAUGCUUAUAAUACCAGGGUUACACUGAGCCACACGGAAAAUAUCAACUAUGUGAAAGUUGAGCCUAAAGAGAAGGACUGUGAAACAAAUAAUACCAGAAUACUAUGUGCAGUUGGAUAUCCUUUCCUUAAAACUGAUAAAACGGAAAGCUUCAAAAUCCAAUUUGAGCCCAAUCCCUCUCAUAUUCGUAAGGACAUUGUGAUUAAUGUUACUGCAACAACUGAUAGUGAGGGGUCAGACUCAGCACUGAAAGACUACUUUGUGAGCAUCGUCAUCCCUGUGAAGCAUGAAGCCAACCUGCGAUUCAUUGCUAACAAGUACAUGAAGGAGGACCACAUCAUAUUGAAAGAGAAGGAGACAAUACCCAAUUUUUUCAACCACACUAGUGUGAUCGGAGACGAGGUGAAAAUCAGCUACACGAUUGAGAGAGAACCUGAAAUGCCGAGUCCUCCACUGCUGCUCACGAUAGUGUUCCCGUAUCAAACGUCUGCGAAAAACUUGCUGCUGUACCUCACAGAUCUCACGCACACAGCGAACAUCAGCUGCGAUGCCAAAAAAUGGAUGAACCCUUUACUCAUCAAGCCUGACAACCCUCAUGCAGUGAAUCCUAAAAAAGAGUCCUUGAGCGUCUAUCUUUUGAGUUGUAAAGAAGAAAGAAAUCCCUGCGUGUCCUUUAGCUGCUCCAUCCCUCCUGGAGACUUCAACCAGAUCAACAGCACUUUCAGAGUGUGGCGACCCACCUUCAUCAAAGGAGAAUUUGCCAGCAUUUACAUGGGUGUCGAUGCCAAGCUGGAGAACAAGAACACGGACCUGUUUGUGUUAAAUGAUAACAUCAAGGCCAGAGAGGUGAAGAUUCAAGUCACCAAAGACAUACGAAGCGGAAUCCCACUAUGGAUUAUUAUCCUCAGUAUUCUUAUAGGACUUUUAAUACUGGCCCUUGUUAUCUUCGCUUUAUGGAAGGCUGGAUUCUUCAAGAGAAAAUCAGUUAAAGACAUGAAGGAAGAUAUGAAGGACUCUGUUUCCUUAUUUGGUCAGUUGUUUGCAUUUUGUCGGCUAAUGUCAACAUCAAAGGAAGAUCCCAAUCUGGCCAGAGCUGCACUGAUGACAUCAUAUCCUGUCAUAGUAAUUUUUACCCUGAGCCUGAGUUCAGGUUGUUUCAUUAUGCUUGGAGGCAACACUAUCUGCUCCUUCUCCCUAACAAUUUCUCCAGCAAUGGACAAAAUGAAAAAAGUUGUGAUACUACUGAUAUUACUGCAGAGUUUCUGUAUUACUCGCACUCAGGGUUUUAAUGUAGGAACUGCAGGUGCCAAAAUCUUCUCAUCAGGUUCUGCGGUGGAAGAGUUUGGCUUCACUGUACGACAGUUGAGCAAUAAUCAAGGAAAAUGGCUACUGGUAGGUUCUCCCUGGAGCGGAUACCCUCAGGAUAGAAAAGGAGACCUCUAUAAGUGUGACACUGGUGGUCCAACCAGAUGCCAGAAACUAAACCUUCAAGACUCUGUCAGCAUAGAUGGUGUGCAGAGCAUCAACAUCAACAUGAGUCUGGGUCUGACUCUCACUCCGACAGCUAAACCUAACGGAUUUAUGACCUGUGGUCCUCUGUGGGCUCAGCGCUGUGGCAGUCAGUACUUCUACCCAGGAGUCUGUGCUGAACUGAGCCCUCAGUUUACACUCCAGCCGGCCUUCUCUCCUGCCCUUCAAACUUGUGGAGGGCCAAUGGAUGUUGCCAUUGUUUUGGAUGGAUCAAACAGCAUAUAUCCGUGGCAUGACGUUAUACGCUUUCUCUCCCACCUUUUGGAAAAUCUGGAUAUCGGACCAGAUAAUACUCGAGUCAGUAUUAUGCAGUAUUCAGAGGACUUGUCCUUUCUUUAUAAUUUUAGUUCUGACCCGAAUAAAGAAAAAGUUCUUUCAGCGGCUUUGGCUAUUACCCAAAAAACUGGAAUAGAAACCAACACUUUUGCGGCACUUGACAAUGCCAGACAAAAAGCUUUCCUACCAGAAAACGGUGGGCGUCCAGGUGCCACUAAGGUGUUGGUAGUGGUGACGGAUGGAGAAUCUGCUGAUGGUUAUAAAGGUCAAGAGGUCAUUGAGAGGUUUGACCGAGAAGGCAUCAUUCGCUUUGGCAUUGCUAUCCUCAAGGAAGGUGCCAAUAUUCAAAAGUUCAUCGAGGAGAUUGAAUUGAUCGCUAGCACCCCAACAGAGAACUACAUGUUCAAUGUGUCAUCAGAGGAAGCUCUAAUCAAUAUCGCGGGAACUCUGGGGGAAAGGAUCUUUAACAUUGAAGGCACCAGUCAAGGUCAAGAAUUUCAAAUGGAAAUGUCCCAAGUUGGAUUCAGCGCACAUCAGACCAAUAAAAAGGAUGAGAUCAUGCUGGGUGCUGUCGGAGCGUAUGGAUGGACCGGGACCGUCGUCCAUCAAACAGCUGGAAAAUCAAACGUUUUCCUGAAAAAUGCUUUUGAGAAAACCCUGGAUGACAGAAACCACAGCUCAUUACUCGGCUACUCUGUGAGCUCUGUGACUGACGGCUCCUCUGAGUUUUAUGUGGCCGGUGCUCCUCGUGCCGUUCAUAGAGGACAGGUUAUAGUUUACAUCAUUGACAGCCAGAGACAACCUGUGGUCAUAGAUUCACAAAGAGGAGAUCAGAUCGGGUCUUAUUUUGGCAGCGUUCUCUGUCCCGUUGAUGUGAACGCUGAUGGAGUGACUGAUCUGCUGCUGGUUGGAGCUCCGAUGUACAUGAGCGACGAGAAGUUUGAGACAGGACGAGUCUACCUGUUCACCAUUACCAAGGGCAUCUUAAGCAACCAGGGCAGUUUAGAGGGACCCUCCGCAUUUGAGAAUGCUCGGUUUGGGACGGCCAUCACUGUCGUCCCAGAUCUGAACCUGGACGGCUUCAGUGACGUGGUGGUUGGUGCCCCAUUGGAAGGCAAUGGCCAUGGUGCCAUUUACAUCUACUAUGGAGACAGAAAGACCAUCAGAAAGCAGAGCUCACAGAAAAUUCUUGCAUCCAAACUGGACCUGGCGCUUCGGUUCUUCGGACGCUCUUUAGAUGGCCGUGAAGAUAUGAACAGUGACUCAAUCCCUGAUAUUUCGGUCGGAGGAGAUGGGAAUGUAGUGCAGCUCUGGUCAAGGGGAGUUGCAGUUAUCACAACAACAGUCUCCUUCAACCCGGAGAAGAUCAGCAUUCUGAGUAAAACUUGCAUGUUCGGUGGAAGGAUAGUGCCGUGUGUUACUGCCAAAGUCUGUUUCAGGUCAACAUUCAGACCCACCACAUUAGUGGAUCAAGUAGAUAUCAAGUACAACCUGACCCUUGACGCUGACCUGCAGUCAUCAAGAGCCACUUCAAGAGCCCAGUUUGACAACUCAGAGCGUGUCCUCCAGAAAGCUGUCAGCGUCUCUGAAACACAAACCUGUGUCGAUCAUAAAGUCUAUGUCCAGGAGACCCCUGAUUUUGCUAGUCCAGUUGCUUUGCGAGUCGACAUCAGUCCACAGAAUCCAGAAAACGGCCCUGCCAUAGAUGCAUUUCAGCCCAAAGCAUGGGAUUUUUUUGUCCCUUUUGAAAAGGAUUGUGGCGCUGAUGAUAAAUGUACUUGUGACCUGAAGCUGACUGUGAAAGCUGUUGAUGUACCAAGCUCAUCUUCAUUUGUUGUCAGCCCUGACAGAAGAAGACUCUCCUUCAUUGUGACAGUAAUGAACAGGAAGGAAAAUGCAUACAACACAAGAGUGUCAGCUAACUUCUCCGGCAACCUGUUCUACGCCUCUGUUACACCCCCUGUAUGGGCACCAUUUUAUGAUUUGACAUAAUAAAUCGUCUCUGCU